Prorocentrum cordatum is the source of this 660-nucleotide messenger RNA. NCBI's taxonomy places the organism in Eukaryota, Dinophyceae, Prorocentrales, Prorocentraceae. The record is from the annotation of a GenBank genome assembly.
AUGGGCUGCUCCAGCUGCAAGCGCGGCGCGCCCCGCGCGGCGAGCCCGCGGGGCGAGCUCUGCGCGCGCGGCGCCCUGGAAGACCGGCAGCGCCUCGAGCGGGCCGCCGGCCGGCGGGCGGGCGAGCGCAAGCGGCGACGGCAGCAGCCCGGCGCCCUCCGAGGGCGCCGCCUGUGCCGGCAGCGAGGCUCCCGAGGAGCCCGGGCGCCUCAUCGCGCGCCUGGGGGCCUUGGACCCGGCCCUCCGACUGGCGGCGGUGCGCGCGCUGCCGCUGGCAGUGGAGAAGGGCGACGAGGAGGCCAUUGCAGCGCUCGUCGCGCGCCUGAGGGACGCGGACGGGCGCGUGCGGCUGUGGGCCUGCCUGGCGCUGCUGCGGGUGUCGGAGCGCGGCCGCACGUCUCCCCGAUCGAUCAUCGGCCUGAUGGCGUGCCUGGAGGAUUCGGACGAGGACGUGCGGCAGACGGCGGUGGAAGCGCUCUCGCGCGUGGUGGAGCGUGGGGACGGCAACGCGAUGCGGGCGCUCCUGGCGCGCACCAGGCACGAGCAGGGUUCGGUGAGGCAGGCGGCGGCGGAGGUGCUGGGCCUGAUCGCGGAGAGCGGCGACGCCGAGGUGGCGGGGGCCCUCGGGGCGCUCCUGGGCGACGAAGCUUGGCACGUCAG